Messenger RNA from Cooperia oncophora, 819 nucleotides. The record is from the annotation of a GenBank genome assembly. NCBI's taxonomy places the organism in Eukaryota, Metazoa, Nematoda, Chromadorea, Rhabditida, Trichostrongylidae.
AUGAGAUCACCAUCUCAGUACGAGGAUGGAACGUGCCGGACGCCACGUGAGGACGAUGAGGAGGAGGAAGAGUUGCCUGCCUAUUUCCGUAAUCAAAAAGCUCCGGGUAAUGAUGCUGAGAGGCGACCAUUGUCAAGGGCCGACGAUCAAAUAUGUGAUACUCCUUCGAACAACACUCGAUCUCGUACACAGAGUGGUCAAGAAAAUGUUGCUCCAUCACCUGCUCCAAGUUCAUCGCCCAAUAUUUUCCACGGAUUCACUCCCUCUCCUGUUCCACCUCCAUGUAAUACCGGCUUCUAUGGAACUCCUAUACCUCCUCCUAUUCCACCUUGGUCAUUUCCAUAUGGGAUGUAUCCGAUGUCUUCUCCAUUUUCGAUGCCGCCUCCUCCAUAUUCAACGCCUCCACCGGUGUCUAAUAUUCCAAACUUUGGUGCAACUCCCGUGCCACCACCUCCACAACAACCACCGCUCCUAGGCAACAUACCACCUCCACCGCCUCCACCACCCAUACCGCCACCACCAACACACCCGCAACUACCCACUGAAGUAUCGCCACCAACCAAUAUGUCACGACAAGCUGCCGGCCCAACUGCAUCAAAUUCACAAACCCGUGUUGCGAAAUCAAGCAAAUCUUCUGAAUCGGUGGCCUCAAAAGGCUCCACAGCACCUUCAGUACCCAAACCGCCAGAGCGCGUCGGAGGCUCAAAAUUCCUCGAAUCGGUCCCUCCUGUACCGAAAACAAGCACGUCUACAAAGGAGAAGCGUUCUCAUCACAGAAAGCGACGCUAUUCUCGUGCUAGUGGAGAUGAUUAUGAUUAG